Molecule: messenger RNA, 3313 nt
Organism: Bolinopsis microptera
Lineage: Eukaryota; Metazoa; Ctenophora; Tentaculata; Lobata; Bolinopsidae
Product: protein argonaute-2-like
Exons: 6
Coding region: 175-2730 (851 amino acids)
Molecular function (GO): protein binding; RNA binding; RNA endonuclease activity
Source: RefSeq, a predicted model, not a curated record
UUUCGCAGUCAUACGUUUUGAAUUUGUUACCUCUUUUCCACUGUACGCUAGUCGAGACAAUUACCUCAGUAUACUCUCUCCUUCUCACUAUUAGAGUAAAACGAAUCAAGAACUCUACAGAUAGAUACACAACUACAGAAACAGCAUAACUUACUGAAACAUCUACAUUCUACGAUGCAAUCUUCAUCAGGAACUGUCACCCCUCCCCCAAAGAACAAGAUGAUCAGGCAGAACGCUACAGGAACAAAAGGCCGGAAUGUCGCGCUGAUCUCCAACAGCUUCCAGAUUAACUUCAAGAAACCCUCCCUCAGUAUCUUCCAGUUUGACGUGUCCAUCGUGAACCCCAACAGGAAUAACGAUAAUAACGCUAACAGUGUUCCCUCUAAAGGAGUUUGUGAUGAGGUGUACAAACAGCUGAAUCUCGGAGCUGAGUGGGCCUACGAUGGAAAGAAGAACCUGUACUCUCCAUCAGGAGAGGGCGUCAAUAUAUCAAGGAAAAUAAAGCUCGGCAGAACUGAAUUCGAGGUAGAAGUGCAGGGUCCGGUGGCUAAAACCAGCGUACAGGAGAUACUAGACGCCAUAAGAACAGUCGGAGGAGUGAUCCCCAUUGGUGCUGUCAACGCUCUGAAUAUAGUCCUCUCCCAAGGCUUCAAUAAUGGGUCGUACGUUACCGUCAAGAGGAACUUCUUCAACUCAGGUCAACGUGCUCCAGAUUUCCCUGGUGGACUGAAACUCUACAGUGGUAUCUCCGCGUCUAUCACCCCCUCCAAGGACUUUGGUAUAACUAUCAAAGUGCUCAAAACUCACCAGGUCAUAUACCCGGGUGGAACUCUCCUGGACUUUGUGAAGAGUAAUCUGGAAAACUCUAGCAGUGGAGGCAGAGGAGGCGGAGGAAGAGGGGGAAAUUCUCGGUCUCAACUCCCCAGGAGCCUUGAUCAGAAGCAAAUUAGGUACUUCAAUGGUAUCCUUAAAGGUCUCAAAGUUGAAACAAAUCAUCUGGGCUACAAGAGAAAAUACACGAUCACGGGAGUACACAAUCAAUCUGCAAACAGUACCAUCAUUGAAGACCUUAACAUAUCGGUAGCCAAGUAUUUCCAGGGUUCUUACAAAAAUGUAAAACUUGUUCAUCUAGAUCUACCCUUGGUAAAGGCAGGGGGUAAAACCAAGAUCCCUAUGGAGCUCUGUACCCUGCUCCCCAACCAGCCCUACUUCACUACACUAGACUCAGCCCAACAGAGAGACAUGAUCAGAAAAGCAUGUCAGAAACCAGACGAGAAGAUGAAGGAUAUCCAGAAGUCCGCUGAAGAGGUUAGCAAAGUCACCUCGGGCUUCACAGGGUCAAACUAUGGGUUCCAGAUAAACCCCAAAGCAAUAGAGCUGAAUGGAAGAGUGCUGGAUCCACCCAAGAUGGAUCCAAAUCCCAAGAAUAGCGUCCAGAGGGGAGCCUGGACCAUGUCCGCUGUUCAAAAGUCCGGGGAGAUACCUGUCAAAGUCAAGCUAGGGUUCGUGUGUCUGCUCCCAAAGACUCGUUACACUAAAGAACUCCAUGAUAGAUUUCUGGAAUUCAUCUUUCAGCGAGCUAGAGCUCUGAAAAUAAACAUCGCUGGGGAAAACCCUCCCUUCAGUUUUAGCACUAUACACAACCUCGGACCCAUCCUACAAGGUAUGCAGUCAGCUUAUAACUUCAUAAUCCUGGACAACGACGAGAGCACUUACGGUAAAGUGAAGCUGACAGAGCUGUGCACCAAGAGAACUCAGUGCAUCAAGCUCCAAACUAUUGAAAAGGUCUGCGGCAUCAAUUCUAACCCUAGGAAUAACAGGCCAGCUCAUCCAGAUAUGAACACAAUGGACAAUAUCCUGAAGAAGCUGAACGCCAAGAUCGGUGGAGUUAACUUCGGGAUUAACAUCCAAGGUCUUCCCCAGAAGAUAUUCAACGAGCCUGUUAUGAUAGUGGGAGCUGACGUGACUCACUUCACUCGCUCCGAUCAGAAACCUUCCAUCGCGGCCGUAGUCGCAACAAGUGAUCCCUCCGCUGCUAAAUACAUUUCCAGAGUAAAAGCUUUGUAUCCGGAGGGGGAUAAGAUGUCUGUUGAGUACAUCAGAGACAUGAAGGAUGUAAUGGUCAGUAUCCUGAGAGAGUUCAUACAAGUAAACAGGCGUCCGCCUGGUAAGAUCAUCUACUACAGAGACGGAGUAUCGGAGGGACAGUUUGAGAACACUGUGAUGGAGGAGCUAGGUGGGAUCCAGGACGCGUGUACGGAGCUCCGAGCGGACUAUAAACCCAGGAUAUCUGUAGUUGUGUGUACUAAGCGACACAAACAGAGGUUUGUGGUGAAGAAGGGAGGAAAAGUGGAUAACAUGGAGCCUGGCACUGUGGUGGAUACAGGGGUGGUCUCUCCUAAUUACAUGAACUUCUACCUUAACUCUCAGCAGGCCAUACAAGGAACGAACGUACCGUGUCAUUACUACGUUCUGUAUGAUGACAACAAGCUAAAAAUAGAUAUGUGGCAGAUGCUGUCCUUCUACCUUUGUCACACAUACGCUAGAUGUUCUAGGUCAGUAAGCUACCCUGCCCCAGUCUACUAUGCACAUCUCGCGUGCGCGUCUGCACGUGCGCGCAUGCUCUCCCGCUACGACUGGCAGGAGAUGAUCACUCCAGAGGACCGGCCCUCUGAGCAGGAGAUCGAGCAGGUGACCAGACCUGACAAGUUCAACAUGUUCUUCAUCUAGACCUCUUGAUACUUCUGCAGGAGUAAUCACCAAUACCGACACUGGCCAGUUUCUUGGCAAACCGCCAGAUUAUGUGGCAGAUUGCAGGCCGCAGGGACAUUUCACCUUAAGGAGGUGGUUUAUUGGCAUCUCGCCUUGCAUGAUUAUAUUUAUAUCUUAGUUUAUAAACUAUAAUAAUAAUUGGUAAUGAGCCAAGUAUCUGUAUGAGCCAUCCAAUUCUUUAUUCGUGAAAAAGUAUUCUUAAAAACUACUGCAAUCCAUAUUAUUACAGUGGUUUUUCGUGUAAAGAAUUGGUGUGUUAGUUACGGUUAUGUAACUAUAUAACAUGUAUAUAAUGUAUAUAGCUAUAAUACGUAACUAACUGUAAAGUUUUGAGAAAGUGAAAGUUACCUGGACUCAUGCUUAUAUUGUUGUUAAUAAUUAUUAGUUUCAAGAUAAAGAUUGGUUGAUUGGAUUCUGUUCGAUGGAUCUGCAAAACAUAUUAACAAUCUGAACAGUAACUAUAGUUUUAUAAAAAACAUGAUUUAAUAUGAGAUGAUUUACAAUUAUUUUUGAUUAUAUUAUUUUCGGAAUAAAUCGAAUU